Aedes aegypti (yellow fever mosquito) is the source of this 1966-nucleotide messenger RNA. RefSeq names its product probable cytochrome P450 6a14. The record is from RefSeq and is a predicted model, not a curated record. NCBI's taxonomy places the organism in Eukaryota, Metazoa, Arthropoda, Insecta, Diptera, Culicidae. The transcript is spliced from 2 exons. Gene Ontology annotation, molecular function: oxidoreductase activity, acting on paired donors, with incorporation or reduction of molecular oxygen; iron ion binding; monooxygenase activity. The coding region runs from base 94 to 1608 and encodes 504 amino acids.
GGCGUCCAGCAGAAUCGUACCCCAAAUCAGUCGUGAGCAGACCACGGUCGCGUUCACUUUACUUUUUCUUUUUCGGUGUCUUACCAGAGAAACAUGGGAUUAUACAAUACGGUGCUGUAUUUGGUGCUGCCAAUCGUUUGGCUGCUGUACACCUACUUCCGCCGGAAGUACUCGUACUGGGCGGACAGGAAUGUCCCUCAAGUGCCGGGAUCGCUACCGCUAGGAUCCUUCAACGGCAUGGGCACGAAGUACCACUUCGUCGAUGUUCUGAAGCGGGUCUACGAUACCUACCACAAGACCCACAAAGCCAUCGGGAUGUACCUCUCGGUGAAGCCGAUUCUGUUCGUGUCCGAUUUAGAUCUGAUCAAGAAGAUCCUGGUGAAGGAUUUCAACAGCUUUCGCGAUCGAGGCAUGUACUACAACGAGAAGGACGAUCCCCUGUCGGCGCAUCUGUUCUCGAUCGAAGGCGAGAGGUGGCGCUUUUUGCGUAACAAGCUAAGUCCGACGUUCACUUCGGGCAAGAUCAAGUACAUGUACCUGACGAUCUGCGAAAUUGGCGAGGAAUUCUUGGCGUGUUUCGAUAAGUAUUUGGACCGGAAGGAGGCGGUAGAUAUUAAGCCACUAGCCCAAAGGUUUACCAGUGAUGUGAUUUCUUCGGUGGCGUUUGGAUUGAAGACGAACGCGUUGAAGAACGAGGGCUCGGAGUUGCUGAACAAGGGCGAUUCGGUUUUCAAACCUGGACGUUGGGAGACGAUUCGGAUAUUUGCGCUGUUGAGCUAUCGUGACUUGGCGAAGAAGUUGGGAUUGAGGCAGUUUCCUAGGGAUGUUACGGACUACUUCAUGGAUAUUAUUCGGGGAACGGUGGAUCACCGCGAGAAGACCAAUGUGAUGCGUCAGGACUUCUUGCAAUUGCUGCUGAAGUUGAAGAACAAGGGAACGAUCGAGGAUCAUGAGGAGGAAUCGAAGGAAAAAAUCACACUGAACGAGUUGGCUGCUCAAGCUUUUCUGUUCUUCUUCGCCGGGUUCGAAACGACUUCGACGACCGUUUCGUUUGCUCUGUUCGAGCUGGCCAACAACGCAGAAGUGCAGGAAAAGACUCGCCUGGAAGUUCAACGCGUGUUGGCGAAGCACGGUGGACACCUCACGUACGAUGCGAUUAAGGAAAUGACCUAUCUGGAGCAGGUCGUCAACGAAACCCUUCGCAAGCAUCCCCCAGUGGGCAACCUGAUUCGGCUGGCCAACGAUCCGUACCGUAUCGACUCGCUCGGAACCGACAUCGAACGGGACACCAUGAUCAUGAUUCCGGUUCAUGCCAUCCACAACGACCCGGACAUCUACCCCGAUCCGGAACGCUUCGAUCCGGACCGGUUCACGCCGGAGGCGAUCAACGCCCGUCAUUCGCACAGUUUCAUUCCGUUCGGAGAUGGUCCACGGAAUUGUAUCGGGAUGCGUUUUGCUCUGGUGGAGGUUAAGUUUGGAAUUGCCCAGCUGUUGACAAGGUUGCGUUUUACUGUGAAUGAGAAAACUCAGUUCCCGAUUCGGUACGAUCCCAAGUCACAGUUUGCCGAGGUGGAAGGUGGCAUCUGGCUGAAUGUGGAACGGAUUUGAGGCGCGGUGCGAUUGCGUCACUUUUGACACGCGCAGAACUUCGGAUGGCGCAAAACGAGGAGAGUAAGCUUAUAACAUUGGAGGAAAGAUGGAAGGGGCGCGGUAGAACAGUGUGAAUCACAUGUUUAGUUUAGUAGCUACUGAUGUAGCAUGAUGAUGAUGGAAUCUAAUGAUCAUUGAACAAUUUACGACAAUUUGAUUACUAUACUACACGGAUAUUAUGUGAUGGUUAGAAAUAGCUUGCACGUCAUUAGCAUAUAAAUUAGAAUGAGUAAACUUAGUGAAAUACAUUUUUGGAGAUGCUAACAAGCCUGUCAAUAAAUCAUGCCUCAAUUGAGUCCUAAAUUUGUUUUAUGAA